UUGGGCUAUACUAAUAGCACAAUGCUCUGACGUUGGGGUAGAAUUUGUAGAUUGAUAUUAAGGGAGCAGCUCUUUAGUUGAUGUUUAAAUCAAGCUAAAACGAAAAUGUUAACUUCAAACGUGACUCAAACGUUACUCCCUGUAGGGGAUAUUGAAAAAGAACGACCGAACACUAAUAUAACUGUAGAUUCGUAUGAUUUAAUCACAAUUAAUGUUGGGGGAGUUAAACAUGAAGUUCUUCGCUCCACUUUACAACGAUUUCCAGGAACUAGACUGGCAAAUCUGAACAACGACAUAGCACGUGAAGAAAGUGACUUCAUUGCUUCAAGGGGUGAAUUUUAUUUUGAUCGACAUCCGGGUAUGUUUACGACAAUCCUCAAUUAUUAUAGGACUGGGGAACUGCAUAUGGACAGAAACACAUGCGGGUGUGCACUGGCUC
Messenger RNA from Owenia fusiformis, 439 nucleotides. The record is from the annotation of a GenBank genome assembly. NCBI's taxonomy places the organism in Eukaryota, Metazoa, Annelida, Polychaeta, Sabellida, Oweniidae.